Phaedon cochleariae (mustard beetle) is the source of this 5562-nucleotide messenger RNA. NCBI's taxonomy places the organism in Eukaryota, Metazoa, Arthropoda, Insecta, Coleoptera, Chrysomelidae. The record is from the annotation of a GenBank genome assembly.
GACGGCAAGUUCCAUCAACUUCCUUCGGGAGAGUUGCUCAUCCACAACCUGGAGUUCAGCGAUCAGUUCCCCACGUACCGCUGCAGAACGAUGCACAGACUCAGCAGGCAGGUCGUACUCAGCAGUGCUGCCAAUGUCAGGCUAACAGAGCACCGAGGGAUAGUGGCGCCGGUCAUCGUUGAAAAUUCAGGAGCCGUAACGGUCGCCCAAGACGAGGGGGCCGCAUUAAUAUGCAUAGCGCAAGGGUGUCCAGCACCCGAAUAUAGGUGGUAUAAUCAUGCCGGCCUAGAGCCCAAUUUGAUAACACCAGGACCGAGGGUCCGUCAAUUGGGACCUGUUCUAGCUGUUGAAGCAGUUACUCCUGAUGAUGGCGGCGUUUACCGGUGUUCAGCUUCGAACGCAGGAGGCGAAUCCAGCGUCGAAUUGAGGUUAAUAGUGUCCUCCAUGUUACACGUCGAAAUAUCCCCUCCAUUGAUGAGCGUUCAUAUGGGAGGAAGUGCCGAAUUCAGGUGCGUAGUGAAUUCACAGAGCGGCGGACCCCAUCUAGUGACCUGGUACAAAGAUGGUAGGCAACUUCCGAGCACCGGAAGAGGAUCCAGCGAAACAUUGGUGGUCAACAAUGUCGGUAGGGAAGACAGGGGCAUGUAUCAGUGCGUAGUGAGGAGAGCUGAGGGAGAUACCGCUCAAGCUGCUGCAGAACUACAACUUGGAGAUGCCCCUCCCAUUCUCCUCUAUAGCUUCAUAGAACAAACUCUACAACCAGGACCAGCUGUUUCACUGAAAUGCAGUGCGUCUGGAAAUCCGACACCUCAGAUUUCUUGGACACUAGAUGGAUUUCCGCUACCAAGUCAUGGAAGGUUUGUUAUUGGUCAAUAUGUCACUGUCCAUGGUGACGUCAUAAGUCACGUGAACAUCAGUCAUGUUAUGGUGGAAGAUGGUGGAGAAUACACGUGUAAUGCAGAGAACAGAGCUGGAAGGAGUACACAUUCGGCAAGGCUCAACAUUUAUGGUAUGCCCUACAUCCGCCUCAUUCCCAAAGUGACGGCAGUGGCGGGGGAGAACCUGCAACUCAAGUGCCCCGUGGCCGGCUACCCCAUCGACGAGAUCCACUGGGAGCGGGGCGGCAGGGAGCUGCCGGACGACCUGCGUCAGAAAGUGUUGGGAGACGGCACGCUGGUGAUCAGCCCCGUGGAGAAGAAGGCCGAUUCGGGGGUGUACACCUGCUGGGCCAGGAACAAGCAGGGGCAUAGCGCGAGGCGAAGCGGGGAGGUGAACGUCAUAGUUCCUCCAAAAGUUAGCCCUUUCUACGCAGAGGACACCCUGCACGUAGGCGACCGCGCAAGCCUGACUUGCUCGGUGACCAAGGGCGACCAGCCCUUGACCAUAUCCUGGCACAAGGACGGCAGGACGGUAGAGUCCGCGCAGAUGCUGUCCAUCACGCAAGUGGACCAAUUCACCAGCAUCCUGGUCAUAGAAAGCCUCUCGCCGGAGCACAACGGCAACUACUCGUGCGUGGUCAGGAACAUGGCCGCCGAGGUGUCCCACACGCAACAGCUGAUGGUCAACGUACCACCACGCUGGUUGGUCGAGCCUAUAGACGUCAGCGUCGAGAGAAACCGUCACGUGGCGUUGCACUGUCAAGCCCAAGGUGUCCCCACACCUACUGUCACGUGGAAAAAAGCAACAGCUAGUAAGUCGGGCGACUAUGAAGAAGUUAGAGAUCAUAUGUAUACCAAGCUGUUGGGCAACGGGACUUUGCUUCUUCAGCAUGUCAAGGAGGACAGGGAGGGAUAUUAUCUAUGCCAAGCUGAGAAUGGAAUCGGUACUGGCAUCGGGAAAGUUAUUCAAUUGAGGGUGAAUUCGUCCCCAUACUUUUCGGCUCCAUCCAGCCUUGUCACUGUGAAGAAAGGGGAUACAGCCCUAUUGCACUGUGACGUCAACGGUGACAAACCAAUCAGCGUUAUCUGGCUUAGAGGCGGCAAAACCGAACUCAACCCUUCAACUAACUACAGGGUGAAUCUGCAGCAAGACGUAACACCAGAUGGAGUGGCAGCAGAACUGAAAAUCAUCAACUCGGAUGCCAAAGACAGUGGUGCCUACUUUUGUCAGGCCAGCAACAUGUACGGUAGGGACCAACAGCUGGUACAACUGCUCGUGCAAGAGCCACCAGGGUCUCCUUCGGGCUUGGAGGCAGCGAUGGUGGGCAGUCGAUCGGUGAACUUGAAGUGGCAGCACAGAAGCGGAGACGCCAACGAAGUCUUUAAAUUCAUAGUGGAGUACAAAGAAAUUGACAAACUUUUAGGCACCUGGCACGCCGUCGACCUCACCGACACCCCGCUGCCCUUCGCCGCCCUCGUGGAGGACCUCAAGCCGGCCACGAGGUACGCCUUCCGCGUCGUCGCAGAAGGACCGGCGGGCAGGAGCGCGCCCAGCGAGGAGCUGCCCGUGCGGACGGAGCCGCAGCGGCCGGCGGGCGCGCCCUUGAACCCCGCUGCGAGGGCUGUGUCCUCGAGGGAGGUGCUGGUCACGUGGUCGCCGCCCUUGGCGGAGCUCAGGCACGGGGACAUACAGGGUUUCAAUAUUGGCUACCGCACCGUCACCAUGGGCGCCUACAAUUUCACCUCGGUGAACGGAGACGGAGAAGACGGCGGAGAAAUGCUGCUCGGCGGGCUCAACAAGUACACCCGGUACACCAUCGUCGUCCAAGCCUUCAACGAAGUAGGCGCUGGACCGCUGUCGGAGCCUGUGACAGCUCAAACGAUGGAAGACGUGCCCAGCAUGCCUCCUGAAGAUGUCAGAUGUGCUGCCUUGACAUCGCAAUCUCUACAAGUCAGCUGGCAGCCGCCACCUACUGAGCACUGCAAUGGCCUCCUGCAGGGCUACAAAUUGACGUAUGAGCCAGUCCUGGAUGAGAAUUGGAAAGGCAGCGACGAGAUGGAGACGAGGAAAACUACCGCGCUGACAACGGUAAUCACCGGAUUAAGGAAGUUCACCAACUACAGUUUGCAAGUAUUGGCGUUCACCAAAGUCGGUGACGGAGUGCUCACUGCCCCGUCGUAUUGCCAGACAGAGGAGGACGUGCCUGGCCCGCCGGCCGACAUCAAAGUGGUCGUCAGCUCGCCGCAGUCCCUCAAGGUGUCAUGGCUGCCACCCGCCGAGCCCAACGGCGUCGUCGCCAAGUACAACCUGUACCGCAGGAGCAUGGACGGCCGCACGGAGAUCGACAACGCCAGACAGACGGUGUCCGGCCAGCACACGGCGUUCGAGGUGAAGAGCGUGCAGUCGCACAUCGAGUACCAGUUCUGGGUGACGGCGUCGACCAGGAUGGGUGAGGGCCAGAAGUCCAAGGUGGUGUCGCAGGUGGCCACGCCCAGAGUUCCUUCCAGAAUAAUAUCAUUCGGAGGCCUAGUAGUAAGACCCUGGCGUAACUCGGUAUCCUUCAAUUGCGAAGCAGUCGGGUCCCCAAGGAGAGAAUGGCUAAGAGGCGACUUGAUACUGAAGGGAGGUGCUGCUCACAAUAUACAGUUACUAGACACAGGGGAAUUGAUUCUGUCCAACCUGCAGAUAUCAGAUGCUGGAAAUUAUACAUGUCACGUAGACAACGGCCAAGGCAGUGAUAGGAUAAUAUAUCAUCUAGUUGUUCAGGUUCCCCCCUCAGCUCCGCUGCUAUACGUCACGAGUGCGACUAGUAGCAGUGUACUUCUGCACUGGAAAUCUGGUAAUAACGGUGGUGCUUCUAUCAGCGGUUUCGUUCUGAACUACAAGAAAGAACACGGAGACAUCGAAGAGAUUCAUCUCAACCGACAUGCCACAAGCUAUGAAUUGAAGGGCCUCUCUUGUGGCACGUCUUACCACCUCUUCCUCACGGCCCACAACAAAAUAGGCAGCUCGCCGGCCAGCCAUCCUUUGCAGGCCCGGACUCAGGGCCAUCCGCCCGGGGUGCCGUCGACGUCUUCCUUCGUGGCUCCGAAUUCGACCUCGGUCGUGCUGCGGCUGCACGUGUGGCCCGACAACGGGUGCUCGAUCCUGUAUUUCAUAUUGCAGUAUAGGAAAGCCACCGAAUUGCAAUGGACGCUUGUAUCGAAUGUCCUGAAGCCUCAACGACGAACUUCUAUAACCGGACUGACUCCUGCUACUCAAUACGUCAUCAAAAUGGAGGCUCACAACGUAGCAGGGUUUUCCACUGAAGAGUUCGUCUUCAUGACGCUGACCAAAGAAGGAGAUGUCCCACCCCCAGAUUUGAUGAAACAAGGUAGCGACGAUCAACCCUUCUACUCUGACAUGAAAGUCGUGAUACCCCUGGUAGUUCUAGUGGUUGGAAUCGUGGUGUCGGUAGCUGGUGCUCUGAUUUGCAUGCGAAGACGUUAUGUUGCAGGACAAAACGAGGCGAACAAGGAGCAGUUGGACAACCAACAGAACGCAGAGGCCCAGAGGGAGCGCUAUUACGCCACGAUUCACAAGGUGGCGCUACAAGCUGGUGAGAAAAUACCAGAGACUUCAGAAGACAUAUCACCCUACGCGACAUUCCAAUUAUCGGAACCAAGUACAUUGCCCCAGAACACGAUGCUACACAGUUUUAUGUACCAUGAGCAUCCGAUGACAGAGGGAUGUGCUUCCCCUCCACCAGCUACCUCGUCUGUCCAACGAAAUUCACCAUAUUACAAUAUCCAAAAAUUUCAAAGUACAAAAGGCCACGGAAGGAGGCGAGUCAAUAGAAAGAACGAUGUAGAAAGCGAUGACAGUGAAUCGGAUCAAGACCAGCUGACAUCUAGUCGAACAGAGUCUUCCAACCAGCUUGAUAUGAAGCAUAAACACAAUUUUCUGUACCACGGCGCCCAAUCGAGCACUUCCUCGGACAUUUCGCCUAUGUCGGACCAGAAGUCUUUGCCGAGGAGAAACCGAAAUAGGUGGCUGGCGCAGGGCGGCCGCAGCAGCUCGCAGCGCCAGAUGCUGAGCCACCUCUCUGUGGCGGAGACGCCCUUCACGGACCGCCCGCCCUCGGAGCAGCCCGCCCAAGCCGGGAGCGGAGGCCCGCCGCCGCCCGAGCUGAGCGAGGCCGAGUGCGACAUCGACACGCUCAAGAAGCUCAAGCUCGGGCUCAGGUCGAGCCUGUGGUCGCGGCCGCAGGCUCAGGGUCAAGGGCAGGGCCAGGGGCAUCCGUCGGACUACUCGAUCGCCGUGUGAGCGCGGAGGUGGUUCGGAAAAAGGGGUUUUGGCGUGCGCUGGGCGGGUUGACUUUAUGCAUGGACUGGCUAGUUCUUAGGGUGAAGCCCACAUACAUAUAAAAAGAGGGGAGACAUAAUAUUUCAUUCUUACAACACUAUUUGUUCACAAUCAUACAUAAUUACAAAGUUUUAUACAAGUUAGAAAGAUUCAUUAUUCCAGAUUUUUUUGAGAUUUUCUCCUGGUUUCUAUAAAUAAAAAAUAUGAAUAUUAUUUCAAUAUACGUGUACUAAGGACAAAUCAGAUGAUUUGCCCCAAAAUGUCACUGCGUUUGAAGAAUUUUCCUAUCAGAGAGCCUAAAAGAAAAAAUCACUAGCUUGUCAGUGACAAUUUAUUUAA